AUGACGCCCUAUCAAUUAGCCAAUAACACACCUCUGACCCUUUCUCCUAAUUUCAUUCUCCCAGAGGAAAAGAGGCCAAACCUCUCAGAGGUACUUCCUUCUGAUUCAAUUCCCAUUAUCGACUUAAACGACCAUGAUAUUGAUGAUGGUCAAGGGCCAUCCCCGUUAGUUUCAAAAAUAUCACAAGCUUGUGAGGAAUAUGGUUUCUUUCAGAUUAUCAACCAUGGAGUCCCCAGAGAAUUAUGCCAAAAGGUGUUGGCUGUGGUGACGGAGUUCUUUCAAUUACCUCCCGAGGAAAGGGCGCAAUAUCUUACAAAAGAUCAUAGCAAGCAAGUAAAAGUGUUCAACUAUUACCAGAAGUAUGAAGGCAUAGGAAAGGUCACAAUGUGGAGUGAGACCUUCUCACACCCUUGGCAUCCUACUGAAGAUUUUACUUAUUUGUUACCCACAAAUCCUCCUCAGUAUCGAGAAGUUUUUGCCGAGUAUGCAAGAGCGAUUGGAGUUUUGUUUGAUAGGCUUUUGAGCUUGAUAUCCCGAGGGCUUGGCCUAGACAAGGAUUGUUUAAAGAGGAGGAUAGGUGAGAAGCCUGGGCUUCACACUCAAGCAAAUUACUAUCCAGCAUGUCCAGAUCCCGAGCUCACAAUGGGAAUGCCUGAUCAUAAUGAUCUUGGUUCAAUUACGGUACUCCUACAGGUGGAGGGAGUGACUGGCCUCCAAGUGAUCAAAGAUGGGAAAUGGUUAACCGUUGAUCCUGUGCCUGAUGCAUUCGUCAUCAAUUUGGCUGAUCAAACUCAGGUUCUUAGUAAUGGAAAGUUCAAGAGUGUAGGACACAGGGCUGUCACUAACAAGUUGUUGCCACGAUUGUCGUUAGGAAUGUUCUAUACACCAAAUGAUGACACUGUUAUUGGCCCAAUUGAGGAUUUGAUUGAUGAAGAGCACCCUCCAAAGUAUCGAAGAUAUAGUUUCAAGGAGUAUAUGGAAGAAUUUUAUAGGCAAGAAGGAAAGAGGAGGAGAGUAAAGGAAGCUUUUGAGUUGCAACGUUAAGAA
Molecule: messenger RNA, 1047 nt
Organism: Quercus lobata
Lineage: Eukaryota; Viridiplantae; Streptophyta; Magnoliopsida; Fagales; Fagaceae
Product: protein DMR6-LIKE OXYGENASE 2-like
Exons: 3
Coding region: 1-1044 (347 amino acids)
Source: RefSeq, a predicted model, not a curated record